Phoenix dactylifera (date palm) is the source of this 1361-nucleotide messenger RNA. NCBI's taxonomy places the organism in Eukaryota, Viridiplantae, Streptophyta, Magnoliopsida, Arecales, Arecaceae. The record is from RefSeq and is a predicted model, not a curated record.
UUCUACAAGUCGGUGGGAGAGAGGGGCGGAGGCGGAAGGCGGGUUGGGGUUCGCCGAGAUGGCUCUGGACGACGCCGGCGACGGCGGCGUUUCAUGUGGUCGAAGCGAGCAACUGGGAGGAGGUCGCCGAUAAUGUCUGCCCUCUUCUUGUGGCGGAGGCUGCGGACAAGCCCACCAAGAUGACCGUCUUCUCCGUUCCCUAUUCCAAGAAGCGACCCCCGGAGGCUAUCAUGGGCAGUCCGAUCAGUUCCAUUAUUCGAAACUGUAAUUACAAGAUGUGCCAUUCUUUUAAUAUUAUCACUUAUCUGGUUGAGAAGGACCGGGCAGCCAUUCUCUGUACCAACAAAUUUAACGAAUAUACUACUAUCGAGAUGUUUACCUCAUUGCUGAGCCUCAUCUAUAGGUUAUACCUUGUACUAAUUGAUCGUGCAGUCCACAUCAGUGUUCAAAAUCUGCCUCUAUCCUAUGCAGUUUUAUUGAACUUUGCAACCCCGAUUGUAGCCUCAAUUGGAGCAAAGAUCAUUUUACAUGAGAAAUUGGCUUUUUUAGAUUUCGGAGGAUCAGCAUGCAGUACAGAAGAUUUGGCUACUAAGGUAUUUCUGUCGCAAGUGUGGAGCACGGCAUUCUUGGAACUGAUUGAUUAGAUCAGAUGAGAAUGAAAGCAUCCAUAAUUGUUCGGAGAUAUUGGAGAGUUAGCAUCCUAGAAACAAUCGACCGGGUGUCAAGCUCAUGAACAGUGACUUAUUCUGCGGCAGCAUUGGCCUCACGAUGCGUGUGUAGCUUGGAACCAUCCAAGCUGUCUGGAUAUUCUGCAAAUAUCAAGUAGCAGGGGGUGGAUAUCAGUAUAUAGUGCAGCAUAUUUGAAGAUUGCGGCGGCGAUCUUUCGAGGCUUGUAGAUGAUGGAUGGUAAACACCAUUGCCUCCUAAGCUGCUCAAAGCUCAGCUAUUGGGACUAGUAUCGAUGAUGAGCAAUGCCCGCUUGCUGUAAGAACUUUGUUUUUGAUCAAUGUGAAUAAUGACGCAGAUCCAUCUAAAGCACCUUUUUUAAGUACACAGCCAUCAUAAUUAAUUUUGAUAAUUCUGGGGAUGGGGGUUUCCAGGUGCAUGAAUCACGUAGUUUCCCCCGGGGCGAUGGCAACGAUGAAAUGGGAUGCAGGCGUCUCAGCCAACCUGAAAACCUGCUGGGGGAGAGAGAAUGAGAGAGUUAUAUUGCAUUUGAGAAUGGAUUGCUGCAGCCGAAUAGGCCUAAACAUAGCUUCCUUGCGAUCCCAAAUUAAAGACUCAAGGGUAAUGUUGGAGCUGAGUGCGUCUCCAAGAAAGCCAAGCUCCAAAUUAACUCCUGAUGCUCCAGGGCAUUCGAA